GUUAAUAAUCUUCCGUUUACUUUGUUCCAACCAACCGCAGCAUCUAAUAACUCAACACUGAUUCAAACCUCUUUCCCUUUUCUCACACUUUCUUCCUCAUUUUCUCGCUUUUUCUGGUCAAACUUUCCGAUGGCAUCAGAAUCCACCGACGAAGACAACAACAAAACCUGGGAACACAUCCUCCGCCGUAUGCUUCCCGCCGGUGCACCGUUACCCGACGAAGAACAUCUCGAUUACUCCAUCGCUGUUGAAUACGAAGGUCCUCCUGUUCCUUACGAUGUUCCUCGUGUCGAUCCACUUGAAAUCGGUUCUUCCGCUACUCCGAUUCGUACUGCUUCUAUUUCCUCCGAUCAUUCCUCUUCCUCGAUUCCCGUCGCCAUGCCGGUUUAUCCACGCUUUUCUAGGUUUGGUAGAGUCCCUAACGGUGGUUUCAAUCGCGAAAAUCGAAGUCCGGUUGAGAGUCAAAGAUCGUCUUCCGUUUCCAGAACUCAAUCUCAGUUCGAUUCACGUAGUGGCGAAGUUGAUCGAUUUGAUUAUUCCGGCGAAGUAGCCGCCGUGGACGACGGCGGUAGCUCUGUUUCAGUUUCCGUUUCGUCGCCACCUGUUCCGAGUUCUGCUCCAAUUCCGUCUUCAAUUGUUGAUGGAAAGCGACCUACUACGGUAACGUUUAACGAACCUAGGGAGUUUGAUUCCGAUGGGGGAGACAGUUAUCUGUCGCCGCGGUCGGUUGCAACUGAGCCGGUUGGAUCACCGGUUUCUGCUGCAGUGCGGCAGGGGAAACGAGGUGUUUGUAGUAGGUGUGGGAAUAAGAAUAGGUUGAAAGAGAAAGAAGCUUGUUUGGUUUGUGAUGCAAGGUAUUGUAGUAACUGUGUUUUGAAAGCUAUGGGUUCAAUGCCUGAAGGAAGAAAAUGUGUGAGUUGUAUUGGACAACCGAUCGAUGAGAGUAAGAGAUCGAGUUUAGGGAAGUGUUCAAGAAUGUUGAGUAGAGUUUGUAGUCCUUUGGAGAUUAAUCAGAUUAUGAGAGCUGAAAAAGAGUGUGCUGCAAAUCAGCUUCGGCCGGAGCAGCUUGUUGUUAAUGGUAGGCAGUUGAGGCAGGAAGAGUUGGCUGAGAUUUUGGGUUGUCCGGUCCCUCCUCAGAAGUUAAAGCCUGGGAGGUAUUGGUAUGAUAAGGAUUCGGGACUCUGGGGAAAGGAAGGAGAGAAGCCUGAUAAGAUAAUAAGUUCAAAGCUUAAUAUUGGAGGGAAGCUUCAACCAGAAGCUAGCAAUGGGAAUACUAGAGUUUACAUGAAUGGCCGUGAAAUAACAAAGAUUGAGCUUAGAAUGUUGAAGCUAGCAAAUGUUCAAUGCCCGCGCGAUACCCAUUUCUGGGUUUAUGAUGACGGAUCUUACGAGGAAGAAGGACAAAAUAAUAUCAAGGGGAACAUAUGGGGAAAGGUUCUCUCUUAUCUGAUAAUAGUAGUAUAUACCUUCUGUGCGUCCACUCGUUUCAUCUGUUCAUUAUUCUCUUUGCCUGUACCAUCUACUAAUCCUCCCGGGGUCAGAGACAAUCCAACUAACUACUCAACAAGGUCAGUGGCUGAGUAUUUGGAGCAUGGUAGAGUUCAGAAACUUUUGUUGUUUGGCAUGGAAGGAUCUGGGACAGCUACUCUCUUUAAACAGGCCAAGUUUUUAUAUGGGAACAAGUUUAACGCAGAAGAGUUGCAAAAUAUCAAACUCAUGAUUCAAAGCAGUAUGUACAAGUAUCUCAGCAUUCUGCUUGAAGGAAGAGAGCAGUUUGAAGAGGAAGCUCUGACAGAGAAAGAAUCUACUUCAUUAGAAGGCGAAGGAUCUGGACCUGCAGAAACAGCAACUGAUGAAAACAAACCAAGCAUUUACUCGAUCAAUCAAAGAUUGAAGCAUUUUUCUGACUGGUUGCUGGAUAUUAUGGCUACGGGGGAUUUAGAGGCUUUCUUUCCUGCUGCUACACGUGAGUAUGCUCCUAUGGUGGAUGAGAUAUGGAAAGAUCCUGCUGUGCAGGAAACAUAUAAGAGAAGAGAGGAAUUGCAUAACCUUCCUGAUGUUGCUAAAUAUUUCUUAGAUCGGGCAAUAGAAAUAUCAAGCAAUGAGUAUGAACCUUCUGAUAAGGAUAUAUUAUAUGCUGAAGGAGUUACGCAAAGCAAUGGUCUUGCUUUCAUGGAAUUUUCAUUUGAUGAUAGGAGUCCUAUGACCGAGAUAUACAGUGAGAACUUAAAUAACCCAGCUCCCCAAACCAAAUAUCAACUGAUUCGCAUAAAUUCGAAGGGACUACAUGAUGGCUGCAAAUGGUUGGAAAUGUUUGAAGAUGUGAGGAUAGUCAUUUUUUGUGUUGCCCUCAGUGACUUCGACCAAAUGUGGCCUACUAGUACUGGUAAGCUUCAGAACAAAUUGUUAGCAAGCCGAGAUCUUUUCGAGAGUCUGGUGAAACAUCCUUGUUUUAAAGAAACCCCCUUUGUGCUUCUACUAAAUAAGUAUGAUGCCUUCGAAGACAAGAUAAACAAAGCUCCUCUGUCAACUUGUGAGUGGUUUUCGGAUUUCUGUCCUGUAAGGCCCCAUCACAACAAUCAUGUCUUAGCACACCAAGCAUAUUACUAUAUAGCUGUGAGAUUCAAAGAGCUUUAUUAUUCCUUAACUGGCCAGAAGUUGUUUGUGGGGCAAACUCGAGGUCGGGAUCGUGUCUCAGUUGACGAGGCAUUCAAGUACAUUAGGGAGAUCAUCAAAUGGGAGGAUGAGAAGGAUGAAAUGUAUGAAAUUAAUCCAGAAGAGUCAUAUUACAGUACAGAGAUGAGUUCUGCUUUCAUCAGACAGGAUUGAAUUCCCAACUUUGAUAACCCUUGAGCUAGGAUAUUAAACGACGAGCAAAGGAGUCUCGUCGCUCAUAAGAAUUUGUUUGAGAAUUGCAUUUAUGAAGGACUGAGAGGUCAUUUGGCUGGCCUAUGUGAAGUAAGUUGUUUUGUUUUGGUCUCGUAGGAUCUUCUUGAUCAGGUUCAUAUGAUUUUUUCUCCCAUGAUAAAUAAGCUAAUUUGUUUGAGAGGUUGUAAAUUGAGAGGUAAUUUGUUGUCUGUACAGCUUAUAUAUUGAUAAGUGAGCAGCUUAAUUUGAGAAAAAAAUAUAUAUUUGUUCUCCGCGUUAA
Molecule: messenger RNA, 3148 nt
Organism: Trifolium pratense (red clover)
Lineage: Eukaryota; Viridiplantae; Streptophyta; Magnoliopsida; Fabales; Fabaceae
Product: extra-large guanine nucleotide-binding protein 3-like
Exons: 8
Coding region: 130-2829 (899 amino acids)
Biological process (GO): adenylate cyclase-modulating G protein-coupled receptor signaling pathway
Cellular component (GO): heterotrimeric G-protein complex
Molecular function (GO): G protein-coupled receptor binding; guanyl nucleotide binding; G-protein beta/gamma-subunit complex binding
Source: RefSeq, a predicted model, not a curated record